Messenger RNA from Tribolium madens (black flour beetle), 3972 nucleotides. RefSeq names its product diacylglycerol lipase-alpha (gene inaE). Bases 431 to 3760 code for a protein of 1109 amino acids. NCBI's taxonomy places the organism in Eukaryota, Metazoa, Arthropoda, Insecta, Coleoptera, Tenebrionidae. The record is from RefSeq and is a predicted model, not a curated record. The transcript is spliced from 10 exons. Gene Ontology annotation, biological process: lipid metabolic process. Gene Ontology annotation, cellular component: dendrite membrane; postsynaptic membrane.
CCAGCAGACGCUGACACCGACGUCUUAGUAGGCGACAUAGUGCGUAAACGACGGUCGGAAUGGUAACUUGAUGCAAAAACUGAUUUUCUCGUGAAUAAUAUACUAUGUGUUAAAAAAAAUCGGGGAGAGUGAAAGCAUUGAUGUUUUUUGUGUUUCAUUUAUGAUCAAAUUGUGUCACCGUGACUAAGCCUCAACGAGGACAAAUUCAAGGUAACAUCAAGUCUGGUCACCACUAACCAACAAACUUUCCUCAAAACCAGCCACGAGAGUUCUUAUUGAUAAAAAUGUGAGUGUGAUGUGUUCUCGUACAAUGCCAGAGAUAAUGACAGACGCAACGGCUCCUAAAAGUGAUUCCCCCAGUGUUAUGUAGCAGUGCGACGAAGAGAGAAUGAAGAGUUAGUGGUGGACUGUUUUUUGAAGUUGUGAUAAUAUGCCAGGAAUAGUCGUUUUUCGGAGACGAUGGAGUGUUGGAUCGGACGAUUUGGUCGUGCCUGGGGUUUUUCUCUUCACCGUCCACCUGAUUUGGACUGUCAUCUUGACGGUAUUUCUUAGCUUGGCUACAUUCGAAAAUCUCGUAUACUGUGAAUUGCAACUGCUGGGAUUGGUUUUGGGUUAUGUGGUAAUAUUGGUAUUUUCUAUGGCCCUUGAACUAGCCAUUUGUGUAGUAGCAAUGAAGGGGAGUAUUUUGGAUACGGCGCCACGUUCUUCUAUGCAGUAUAUUCUUUAUUUUAGAGUAGCUAUAAUGCUCAUAGAAGGAGGUUGGUUGUCGGCUGGUGUGGCUUGGUUUGUCCGCAAUUAUUUUACUUGUAAAACCGUCAACCCCAUGAAUCCUAAAGAGACUGUUUUGGGCAUGGUUGUGUGUAACUGGUGUAUACUAUUUUCUGUACUUAUUACCGUGUGGUGUACUUACGACGCGGCAGGACGCUCGUGGGUCAAGAUGAAGCAAUACCAACGAUCGAUGAGAGAAUCUGAAUCAAAAUUUCAAUAUAAGAGAUCAGGCAGUACACGAAAUUGGCGACAACGAAAAGUCCUGCGAGCCUAUCAGGACAGUUGGCAGCAGCGUUGCCGUUUCCUCUUCUGUUGUUCGUCAGCUUCCGACCGCAAUCGCAAUUCAUUCGCCGACAUCGCUCGCCUCCUUUCCGACUUCUUCCGGGAUUUGGACGUAGUGCCAUCCGAUGUCAUCGCCGGCUUAGUUUUGCUACGCAAAUUUCAAAAAAUCGAACGCAAAGCUAUAGUGGAACAGCGCAACAACGACACCUACGAGUUCCUUUCUGGCGUCGCUGUAACUUCCCGGACGCAAUUUCUCUCCUUGCAAGAAGGUGCCGAUCUGGAACUCUUCCAGACGGUUAUUCAUUUUGCCCAUUUUGCCGUCCGCGCUUACGGUUGGCCCAUUUACGUCAUGACGUCAUCGAUGGGACUUUGUCGAUUGUGCACUGAUUUGAGAUGUUUUUGCUGUUUACCGUGCCAAAAACCUGAUUCGGCCGAAAUUGUUAAAGAUAAUUGCUGUAAAUGUAAUUAUGCCGCUCUACAGAAACUUACCAGUUUAGGAGAUAUUGAAAUUAUUUACGUGACGUAUCAUGUGGAUGUAGGACAGACUCCAUUCUUUGUUGCGUUGGAUUAUGAUAGGAAAAAGGUUGUGAUUAGUAUUAGAGGCACCCUAAGCAUGAAGGACAUUUUGACAGAUCUGAACGCUGAAGGUGAAACUUUACCGCUAAAUCCGCCAAGAGAAGAUUGGUUAGGUCAUAAGGGAAUGGUUCAAGCUGCUCAAUAUAUUCUUGAAAAAUUACAAGAGGAACAAUUGAUUGAAAGAGCAUUACAACAUGCUCCUGAACGUGGAACUCCAGAAUUUCAAAUUGUUAUAGUAGGACAUUCAUUAGGUGCUGGUACCGCCAGUAUUUUGGGAAUUCUUUUAAGACAGUAUUAUGCUUCUUUGAAAUGUUAUUGUUACUCGCCACCAGGCGGUCUUCUUAGUUUACCGGCGGUGGAGUACACCAAAGCCUUCACCGUCUCCGUGGUAGUAGGUAAGGACGUGGUGCCUAGAAUCGGACUUAACCAAAUGGAAACACUCCGAGCGGAUCUAAUCAAUGCUAUCAAACGCAGUGUUGAUCCAAAGUGGAAAACCAUCACUUGCAGUAUUGUUUGUUGUGGCUGUUCUCAACCUACUUCAGCUGUAGAACUGUCCACUGGUGAAAGCGACGUUGGGGAAUACAUGAGGUCGAAACGCAACGCCCGUGGAGGUUUGCAUCCUUCGGAUAGUACCAUUGCUUUGACAUCUCAUCAGCCAUUGUAUCCUCCGGGACGAAUAAUUCACGUGGUGAGACAUCAUCCGACACGUGGCGAGCAAGCAUUAUCUAACAGAGAACCCGUCUAUCAAGCACUUUGGGCAAACAAUACUGAUUUCGAUGAAGUGUUAAUAUCUCCCGUUAUGAUACAGGAUCACAUGCCUGAUAAAGUAUUAGAUGCCCUCAACAAGGUUGUAACGACACUUGGCCCGAGAAAACCUCAACGCUCCUCUUCGAGCAAUCCCCAAAAAUGCUGGGAGGAGGAUGGUCUCCUUUCUGGUCUCAGUCCCACUCCCCCACAUCGAGUGUAUCUGGAAACAAGUUUCACAUCAUUACAGAGUCCAAGUAGUGCUCCUAGCAAUGCCUCUUCCGUCACUAACGGCUACUACUCAACUAGGAGCCAACCCUCACCCAUAUUCCCUAUAACGAAAAGUUUAAGUUUGACGCUCAAGAGACAAACACCAAGUCCUGCCUUGAAACUGGACUUAAUUCACGACGACUGGUUCGGACUGGCACCGUUGGCCAGUCCUGAGAGUCUGUCGGAGGUUUCCAGUAUUAGUUCUAGAGCCAGUGUUUUGGUCACCCAAACAACGAUUUGUGAGAUCAACACCCCGAAAAUUAUGCGACGAACACCGAAAAUCAUCGGCAGUUUAAGCACUUGUGCUGAUGAUAUUCGAAACGUAAGGAAUUUCCAAAAAGCGGAAGUUUUUUUGAGGUGUUCGAAUAGCGACAGUCCGGCCACAAAUUCCAGCAGUAAUCUCAGUUAUGAAUCAGCCGCUUCGAGUAAAUGUAAUGAUCCGGAAAUAAAAUGUUGUGAAAGUGACGAGUUUCAAUCAGCCGAAGAUAUUUUAGAUAAUGUUUUGGCGAGUGCUGGAUGCAAAGAUUUUUUUAACAAUAAUUCGGGCUUUUUGGAAACACAUUUUGACAUGUUUGAUGAUAAUCCAAAGACGAGCAAAACUGUCCAAUCUCCGUCCACCCCACAGGACAUCGAUCCCGACAUCAUCUCCAACUUUGCCAUCGAUCUGAAUUUAGACGAAGAGCAUCGUUCCCUCCAAUUUGUCAGUCGAAGCGCCGAAACUUCUAAACCCAACAGUGUCGAUUCCGGUAGCGUUUGUCGCACCCCAUCCGAUACCAAGAACGUCACAUUCAACCCACAGGUCAUCAAUAUCGACAGUAGCAUGGUUUCGACCGAUUACAGCUCACCUCGCAAACACUGGCACCUAUUCAAAGGCCGCAAACACAAAAGUGGCGAAACUCGUGUCACCUCCCCUCGGAUAAUUCCUGAUACGCCAGUUCCCAAAACUAUUUUGUGUGUGAAAAGACGUAACAGCGAAGAAGAGUGCUUUUCUCGAACUGAGGCUUUGCCUCUCUUAAGCGGACUUAAUAUUAACAGUGAGAGGACGUCUCCUAGUUUUGUUAGACGGAAAAAAUAUGUUUAUCCUCUUGAAAUGACUAUUAAAGGAGAGAGUAGCGUGUAGUGCCUGUAUUUGUUUUAUGGUGUUUUUAUUUAGGCCAGGAUUCUUAAAUUCAAUUUAUUUUAAGGUAAGAUUGUCAGAAAUUGCUUUUCUUAUCAUCACUAGUGAAAAUUUGUCUAUUGUCAAUAAUUUAUGCUUGUGUUUAUUCACACAAAGUGGCCAAAAUGUUCAGAAACGAUUGCACAAUUUAAAAACGUUUUAUACCAGAAAAUCCU